CGUUCCCCCCGAGUUCUCGAUCUCUUCUCUCUCCUAGUUCAAACUCGCUGCCCUCCUGAUUGAUGGAGCAGCCAAUUCAAGGAUUCGAACACCAACGAAUGGAAUCCGCCGAGCGCGACAUGGAAACCCGAGCGGGUCAUGGCCAAGAGGCAUCUGGCGAGUACCCUAGCUGGGUGUUGCUCGAGACCUCCAGGCGCUGCGAGUCCGCCGCCGCGGCGCCGGAGACGGCGGCGGAAGCUCUCACCUCUAAGGGCCGCCCCGUCCUGGUCUCCUUCAACCUCGCGCCGCCGCCCGCGUUCUCCCGCCUCCACAUCAACGGCUUGCCGUUGCCGGACGACGAGUUCCGGUUCGACACGAAGAUCCUCGCGGCCCACGGCGACUCCGUCCUCGUCCAAGUCUCCGAUUACGGCGAGACGCCGGACUACUUCGUCUACAACGCCGGCGACGCGCCCACCCGCCCGCCGUCGCUGUCUCUGCUGCCCGCUUGCUACCUGCCCCAUCAGACCUGCGGGCGGGCCCGCAGCUUCUUCGCGGACACCGUCGCCAUCCUGCGCCGCGGCGACGAGGAGCUUGCGGUGGUAGUGGCCGGAAAGGGGGGUUUCUUUUCUAAGGACCUGGAGGAGGGGGGAGCGCCCGUGCAGGCCCACCUCUUGCUGCUCCGCUCCGGCGAGCACUGGGAGCCGGAGUGGGAGAUCAGGUGGGCGCCGGUCUGGCACGACGAGAUCAAGCGUUUGGAGCUGCUCCACUGUUGGAUGACCGAUGCCGUCGUCCCCGUCGGCGACCGGUUCCUGUGCUGGGUCAAUUACCUCUGCGGCGUCAUCUUCGCCGACGUGUGGAAUGAGACGCCCGAGCUGCGGCACGUGCGACUACCUGUGGAUCCCGAACGCGGGAGACGCAAUAACCCUGCUUCGUUCUACAGGGCCGUGUGCGCCGCCGGCGACGACGAGGUCAGGUUCGUCCAUGUCUCCCCCCCGCUGCUGCUGCGGCUGCCCGGGCGCCACCGCGUGCGCGCGCUCCCGCCGUGCCUUCACCAUCACCACGUGGACGCUCUGGAUGGACAGCGUGGUCGACAGCUGCGACGUGGUGACGUGGGAGAAGGUCGCCAUGGUCGACUGCGACGACAUCUGGUCCCUCGCCGCCGGUGACGUCCCGCGUGUCAGGCCGGAGUUCCCCAUGGUGAGCCUGGACGACCCAGACGUGCUUUGCUUCAUGAUGCGCAGGAACCCAUUCCAUGACGACGCCGACGUCGACGGGGACCUUGCAAUACGGCUGGUCGAGAUCGACACGAGGCGCAUGGAGCUGCGGUCCGUGUUCCGCUACGACAUGAAGAUGACAGCUUUACCUACGACAGCUAUCCCCCAACCUUUCUUCCCGGUGUGGUCUCCAAGUACUUCAACGUUUACUCUUCCCGUCAUACGGCGGCAAAGGCAAGCCAAAGGCGGAGGCAUCAACGAGACAUCCUUGAAGCACCGGCGAAACCAUUAUUGGAACCGACAUCACUAGAGGCGGCGGCGGCGAUGGCUUCCCCGGAAUAGAUGUUGGUGACGCUUCGGGAGAUACCUGGCUUGGCGUCUAGUGAUAGGCUGAGAGCCUACGGCGUUCUCGCGUGUGAUGAGAGCCGUCAGUUCAGGAUGAUAAAACUCUAAUUGUGCAGAACAAAAGACGUGAAAGCAGGCCAGAGAAUAAAUACAAACCGCCACGGCCACCUCCCCCUGUUGUUUUGCUUGAGAGACACGUUAGCACCAAAAACCCAUCCGCAGCCGGCGAAUAAUCAUGGCCGCCGCCGCCGCAGCGCUCCGCCUCCUGCGCCGCCGGCCUCCGAUGCUGCGGUCUCUUCUUGCCCCUGGCACUCCGCCGCUUCAUCCCCAAGUCUCCGCCGUCGCAGCCCUCCCGGCCGUGUGCCGCCGCGCGCACGUCGUCGCUCCGCCCAUGAUGCAGCAGCCGUCCCUGCUGCGAUACUACUCGGGCAAGGGCACAGACGCUACGGCCGCCGUUGACAUCUCCAUGCUGAGACAGGGUGAACAACGCUCCAACCCUGUUCCAAACACUGAAGUUGGGGAUCUAUUGAAGAUGAUCAUGGAAUAUCUCGAAAAUACGGUGAAUCACGGGCUGGAACAGGUUCGGCUGGCGAAGGAAGCUGCGGGCACUUGUGAGAGAGCUACUAUCAUGUUAGGCGGCGGUGAUCUUGACAAAGCUUUUGCAAUGUGGGAGGAAGGGUCGGAUGAGCUUGAGAGAUCUGUUGCUCUGUUGAAAAGUAGGCUGGAUGGCAUCGCCAAAUUGAACGUCAUUAUUAAGGAGUCCCCGCUUGGUGUCAUGGAUCCGUCAAAUAGAGAGUUUUCCGAAGCAAUGAGGAAGUUUAUUGAAUCAACGGAGGACGUUGUCAGGGAUACAAGACUGAUUGUUGCAGAAGUGGAGGAGUUCCACAGCACCUCGAGCAUGACGAAGCUUUAUAGGUCUCGCAGGGAGCUCGAGACCAUGAGGAGGAGCAAUACGGGUAUUGGGCUAUCUCUGAUGCUUGUUUUGUCGUCCAUAGCGAUUUAUGAGUGGGGUUGGGUCCUGACAAACUAACCGUAUGAACUGAACAUUUUUUGUCACCGGUUCUGCUUCUGUAGAGUUCGUGCAGACGUUUCCAGGAGGUGCCAUUUUUACUGUUUGGCUGAUUAGUAUUACUCUGUAAGAUGCAGAAUAGAUUUUGCAAGGGAAUUAGGGGAGAUGGUUCAUAUAUAACCAGCUGUUUAGAUAGAGAUGAAGCUAAGAAGCUCUUACUUCUAUUCUGACAUACUUCCUCCGUUUCAUAAUUUUUGUCGAAAUAUUACAUGUAUCUAGACACUUUUUAGAAAUAGAUACAUCCAUUUUUUGGCAAAUUUGAGACAAGAAUUAUGGAACGGAGGGAGUAUAUGUUUAUGGUAAUGUUCUUCAUGUGAGGGAAGUAAUUAACAUUGCCUUCUCAGAGUCCUAAUAUGUAGUAGCUCAUUGAAAAUUGCUAGAAUCCAUCGGCACUUAGUGUCAGUUUACAGUUCAGGCUGCUGACCGAUUAUUCAGCUGUCUGUUCAUCCAUGUUAGAGAUUACAUUUUUCUUGUCCCAUAUUAACUGUUUUGCUGAUGU
This is a messenger RNA of Brachypodium distachyon (stiff brome), 3106 nucleotides long. RefSeq lists its product as uncharacterized. Bases 1774 to 2568 code for a protein of 264 amino acids. The transcript is spliced from 6 exons. NCBI's taxonomy places the organism in Eukaryota, Viridiplantae, Streptophyta, Magnoliopsida, Poales, Poaceae. The record is from RefSeq and is a predicted model, not a curated record.